Molecule: messenger RNA, 246 nt
Organism: Emericellopsis cladophorae
Lineage: Eukaryota; Fungi; Ascomycota; Sordariomycetes; Hypocreales; Bionectriaceae
Exons: 3
Coding region: 1-246 (81 amino acids)
Biological process (GO): carbohydrate metabolic process
Cellular component (GO): extracellular region
Molecular function (GO): cellulose binding
Source: RefSeq, a predicted model, not a curated record
AUGAAGACAUUCCAACUCUCGGUCUCUUUCUUGUCGACGCUCCUGGUCUCGCAGGUCGUCACCGCGCAGAGCGGCCCAUGGGGACAAUGCGGCGGCAACAACUGGACAGGGGCAACGACCUGUCGACUGGUACCAUCAGUGCAUCCCUGGGUCGCCCAACCCACCUGUGACCACGACGACGACGACGACUACACAGCCUCCAUCUACCAUGACAACCACGACCCGCCCGCCGACCACCACCUCUGA